AAAUGUUGAAGACAGUCAUAGCCUGUACUGCGCGCGUCCAAGCCUCCUGCCAAAGUCCUGCGCCUCGGUCUGAAUAUCGUGCUGCAGUACGGGUCAUUACGCGAUAGUGACACACUAAUGGUGGCGUUUAAAGACAAUUACCGUGCACCAGUUUUGUGAGCAUGCCCCUGACCCACCAUGACAUUGUUUAUCGACGGUUGGCUCCGUCACUGACGGGGUGCAGCACGGCGGAGGGGUGUUCAACGAAUGAUUAUCUCAAAGGGCAGCCAGGUCACCAAUGCAGCAAACAACGUCGGUAUGCUGCGCGUAUCUUGAGAUAAGCGUUAUCGACCUGGCGUCAUCCGGUGGGCCCAGAGGAACAAUCAGUGUCGCCGAGGUACGCCAACUCCGCAGAGCCUACAUAGUCAGCCCACUCCGUCGUGAGCGCUACUCUGACGCUGGAACACCAGCCACCGACGGGGAUCAGGAGUGGACAAUAGUGAAGGAACUGGAGGAGGCGUGACCUAAAUCACGGACAACGAAGCCAACUGAGGCGGCGUCGGUGCAAGCUCGAAAAAUGAAGCUCUUAAAUACUGUUAAAAAAUGAUGGACACACUAUAAACGGCGUUUAAAGCAACGCCGUAACUGGCUUGCUCAAGCACAGAUCUUCUCAUAAAUCGAUAUCGAUAAUGAAAAGACACACAAAGUCAUACAGUAUGGUUGGUUGUGAGGUACGCGAGACUGUAGUUUAUGAGAAAGCACCACAUGCGUGUACGCAGCGCGAGAAUCGGCAGGAGGGUAAGGAAGUCAAAAAGAAGAUAUUCCGAUUCACGAUGGCGACCAGUACCAAGAAACGACAACAGAAAGAAAUAUCAGGGUCGCAGACCGACGUCUGCUGUGCUAGACUGGGACCAGCCAUGCAAGCGAAACAGUUACCCAUGCCGGGGAUACAGCCACCGAUGCUAGGGGCAUUGCCUACGUUCCCGCUGGCGGCAGCACCGAUGUCUCCGACGGGACCAUCCAUGCCGACAGACGGCGAUCUAAACGAAGAGUUUAGCGACGACUUCACCGACGACGAGGAGAACACGUCGGACUGCGUCGGCCCCCAGCCGUUGCCGUGGUCCCGGUUGCCGGCCAACGGCAGCUCGCGCGACCAGCCGUCAGCGCCGCCCGAGGAGCUGUACGCCGUGCCGUGGAAGAAGCGGUCGCAGCGCCUACCGGAGGUCUGUGUGGAGUUCUCCACCAAGGGCGGAUGUCCGUGGAAUCCGUGCGGCCACCUGCACGUGUGCGCCGACUUCGUGGAGGGCCGGUGCGUGCUGUGCCGGUGUGGGCGGCCGCACACGCUGCGUACGACGCACAACGGCGCGAUACUGAGCCAGCUCGGCUGGCGACAGGACGAAGAUGACGAGGUUCUUCGCUGGCUGAGCGUGCGUGGCCGCUGCGUCGCCGUGUGGGCGGCCGGCCUGCCACCCAUCUGUUUCGACUACGUAUAUGACAGAUGCCUGAAGAGCUCAUGCGAUGAGCUCCACGUGUGCAUCGGCUUCCUCACGAACACCUGCCAAGACGACCACUGUCCUCGCAGUCACGAGCUGGCCGAUGCCGGUAGGAACACGCGCGUCAUCAUGAAGGCUGGCUGCGGCGAUGUACCCGUCGCCAAGCUGCGCAGUAAGAUGGCCGCUCGGCUGCGUGAGCCGGUCGGAGCGUCAAUAACUAGCGUGCGCAAGAAGCUGGGCAGUUUGUCCUUCACGUAGUUAAUGCUGGACGGAGGCACAGCCAGGGUGGAGGACACAGGGUCGACAAAGGGCCUCUUAGGGUGAAAGACCUCCAAAAAAGAAUCACCGGAUAUUUCCCAUUUCUUAAUGAUGGGCUUUCUUUGUGAUUCACAAUUCUUGUCUUCAAUAACUGGAGCAGAAGCCAGAAGCUACGGUGAGAUCAGGUCUGUUCGAAUUUAAAGGCAAAAACCGAAGGAGUCGGGCGUUAAACGACAGCAAAGAAAAGGCCGCCGGCGGUCUUUAUUUUGCUGCGAUUUAGUGGAGUCCCUUUAAACCGAUGGCAUACAGAAGCUUUACCAGAAGUUUGAACUGAGUUCCAUGCAGAUAUUGAGGAACCCGUAGACGUGCGGUGGAUCAAAAUUGCGUCAAAAACCUGCACUUACAUGACCAUUCCAUGUCCGUCCGGAACUGUUUUACAUCCGGUCAUAUGUGAACAAUGAAAAAAUGUAUUUAACUUGGUUUUUGAACAUGCAUACUCGCAAAUCUUAGCAACAAAUUUUCGACGCACUGCGUUAUAGCCUCUGCUGGUUGCGUGGCAUUGGCUCCGCAGCUAAGCCGUUACCAACGGGCGAACAAAAAUGGGGACGCAUCUGAAAGAAGUGCCUUUAGACGAUUCAGGAUAUCAACUUGCACAUUCAAGAAGGCAUUUCAGUCGUCUUUUACCUUUGCAAUUUUAAGAAUGACACUGAGAGUAAACCCCAGUUCGGCUCAGCUGGCAUUGGCCGGAAUGGGCUGGACACCUCAUCGUUUGGUACUGGGGCUCCUGACUGACACAGGGCCCCGAUCAUUGCUUCAGGGACCCAAAUCAAUGCAAAUGAUAGGGCUCUGCCCUACUUCUGCAUGAGAAAUGGGCCCCAGGGCUCAGACCGACACGGAGUCAACUGCUGUUAGUGGUCUCUGGUCGAUGUCAAGGCCCUUAUCGAGUCAGGGGGUCCCCGAUCGGCGCAACAGUCCCCCUGACCUGAGUAACUUGGUAAAAGGUCCACAGGCCCAUGCCGACACGGAGCGGAUCGUGCGGUACUGGUGAUGUCUGACCGACAUAUAUGCCCUUGUCGACUCAGAGGACCCAGUUGGGCACAAAGUGUACUCUGGUCCUAUUUGAAAUGCCCGGCCCUGCGAAUGAAGUGCCCGGCCCUGCGGGCCGUGAGUUUAACCUCCGGGCGGCUUGGAAUAUAAGGGGGAGGGGCACGUCCCUCCUGUGCCCCUCCCACUUCCUGCGCCGCUGGUGCUGGAGUCAGCAAAGAAUGCGAAGGAAGGUGGGCUAGAAUAACUUGGAAUGUAGCAAAACAAAUAGUUCUUCCAGAGACACCGCAGUUUGUGCACUCGUGACAAGUAAGCCCAUUGUUUGUCGAGAGAAAACGAUGAGCGGCUGCUGUAAUGUGCGGUGAACUCACUCUACGCCUAAUAAAAAUCAGUGACGAGAUGGCAUUGGCCAGAACCGCGAGGGGCAGUGGCUGAUAGCGUUAUAUUGAACCUUUACACCCAUGGGGACGUGCUGACGGAAACAAGAUCCCUUCAAUUUGCCAAAACCGGGAUUUUGUUUCCUCCAGCUCUUGCGGUCUGUUUUUCAUGCUCUUCCAAUCAAAAAUCAUGUUGAGGUCGGAUGACCUUCCAAACUGCAGCUUUACCAUACCCUGAUUGGUUUUUCCCAACUUCAGAGCCGUGACUACACUCGUAUCCAUACUGCACCUUUCCCUUGAGCGCUGGACGUUACGUGGCCCUACCGGAGUAGGCGAACGAGCUUCGAAUCGGAGGUGGAGGAGCAUGCCUGGUUCCCCACGAGUUGUUUUCGCGGCAAAAUGCAAGGCUCACUCAGUUAUGUGGUUAUGUUAUGUUAUGUGGAACAUAAUGAUGAACUGAUCUGGAGUUCCUGCCAGUGAUCCUGGCAACACCGUCACCUCUAUCCGAGUGAGGCCUCCCCAGCGCCGUGAGUGACCGACGAUGCGACAGUUGGCCCUCCCCAGCGCCGAUAGUGACCGACGAUGCGACAGUUGGCCUUCGAAAGCUGACAAUCGGAGCUGAAGUUCUGCACAAACAGCUCUUAUCACGACAUCCGUGUUGUUCGCACCACCGCCUCACCCACUGUCGGAUGUAGCGUCGACACACUCCGGGCUGGAGAAGGGAGAUCAUAUUAUUAUGACAAACACUUUAUCCUUCUUUCGUGCAGUUACAGAAUCUUUGACAAUAUGAACUCACGUGAUACCAAAAUGAUUCUGCCUAAUUUGUGUGAUGCGAGAACCUUCAUAUCUAAGAAAAACAACGGCCCAUUGACAAACUAAAGAAAAAGUGGUUUCACAACAAAACAUCCAUCGGUCCUUUGACAGUGUAAGUAUGAUGGCUUUAUACCUGUUCCUGCACGAUUUUUGGAUGCCUGAAUUCGUGGCAGGGUUCUGUCUCCCUCCCCAGAUCUAACAAUAUAAAUAUAUCCCACUGAUUGCAUCGAGAGCAGACUUCAAGCAUAUUGCUAUCGCCUGAUCUGCCCAUUUGCAAACCUAACAAUGAUAGUUUUACAGGACCUCUGAUAGCGAGCAAGGAGGCGAGCACCAGUUGCCAACCAUGUGCCCAA
Messenger RNA from Pollicipes pollicipes, 4317 nucleotides. RefSeq lists its product as uncharacterized. Bases 669 to 1730 code for a protein of 353 amino acids. Gene Ontology annotation, cellular component: nucleus. The transcript is spliced from 2 exons. NCBI's taxonomy places the organism in Eukaryota, Metazoa, Arthropoda, Thecostraca, Pollicipedomorpha, Pollicipedidae. Gene Ontology annotation, molecular function: NAD+ poly-ADP-ribosyltransferase activity. The record is from RefSeq and is a predicted model, not a curated record.